Camelina sativa (false flax) is the source of this 1378-nucleotide messenger RNA. Its product is annotated as MATH domain and coiled-coil domain-containing protein At3g58220-like. Lineage: Eukaryota; Viridiplantae; Streptophyta; Magnoliopsida; Brassicales; Brassicaceae. Gene Ontology annotation, molecular function: protein binding. The record is from RefSeq and is a predicted model, not a curated record.
GCAGCGAAGAAAGAUGGAAACGAAGAAAGAUGGGAAUAUGGUGUACAAGCUUCGUGCUUCACUGAAGUUUCGAUGAUUUCACCCCUACGAAAAAAACCCAGAUCAUUCAGCUCUCACGAACAGGGGAAUAAGUCUUCUCAUGCAUGGAAAAAGUUUAAUCCUUUCAAGCAAAGUAUAAAGUUCCGGUGGUGAUCAUGAUGAAAUUAUAAAGUCUAUAUCUGAUGCCCCACCAACGCAUUACAUGGUCAAGAUAGAGUCUUUCUCACUCCUUACAAAGCAUGCUAUAGAGAGAUAUGAAACUGAGAGCUUUGAAGCUGGGGGUUACAAAUGGAAACUUGUUCUGUACCCAAAUGGAAAUAAGAGCAAGAACACGAAAGAUCAUGUUUCUGUUUACUUGGCUCUUGCAGACUCUAGUUCAUUAAGUCCAGGGUGGGAGGUUUGCGCUGUUUUCCGUCUGUAUUUGCUGGAUCAAAACACAGAUAGUUAUCUGAUCCUUCAAGGAAAGGAGAGACGAUUUCAUGCUGUCAAGCGUGAAUGGGGAUUCGAUAAAUUCAUCCCCACCGGUACCUUCUCUGAUGAGUCAAACGGUUACCUCAUCGAAGACACAUGUAUGUUUGGAGCUGAUGUGUUUGUUUCCAAAGAGAGAAGAAGUGGGAGAGGAGAAUGUUUUUCAAUGAUUAAAGAUGCUAAUAGCACUAAGCACGUCUGGAAAAUUGAGAAUUUCUCCAAGUUAGACAAAGAAAGCUAUGACUCAAAUGCUUUCUUCGCUGGCGAUAGAAAAUGGAAGAUAAGGUUUUAUCCAACGGGAACAAAGCAAGGAAUAGGAACCCAUCUUUCUAUUUAUCUGAUCCUUGUAGAUCCUGAAACCAUUUCAGACGGUACAAAGAUGUUUGCAGAGUUUACGAUACGAAUAUUUGAUCAGUUACAAGGCAGGCACAUUGCUGGGAAAGUUACUAAAUGGUUUAGCCGAUCAAGCUCGGAGAACGGAUGGGUUAAAUAUGUAUCAAUGGUUUAUUUCACGCAGCCAAACAGUGGACUGUUGCUCAAAGAUGCCUGUCUCGUGGAAGCUGAUGUAUGCAUUCUUGGAAUCACCAGUGCACUCUAAUCUCUUCAUGUUUGAUCUCAAAAGUCAAAUUUGUGAAUUCUAUAUUAGUUCGACGAGAAAAAGAGAGACAAUAAUGGCUGGUGUCCAAACGGGACCUGAUGUGAUGUGUGUGCUCAUGUAAUCACACAAGUGCACUUAUGAUCUCAUCAUCUUUUGGUUUCUUCCGUCUCUGAUUUCACAAAUAGCAGUAUUUGCUUGCCUCUGUUUAAAAACUUGUCACAAAAUGUUGUCCAAUUCUUUUGACAUUGAUAAUGCAAACAAAGGAUACUGAUA